ACUGUGUGGCUCUCUCGCAGUGACAAGAGUCUCUAUGUUUCUCUUCUAACCCAAGAACCCACAUUUCUUAAUAUGCUUGUUCUGCUUGAGUAACUCUAACCUGAAAUGCUGCCUCUGUUCUCUGUCUCUACUGAGCUGUUGUUGUUGGGUUUGGAAUUGGCUGAAUGAGCUUCCAUGCCUUCACUAGAGAUUGCUGUUGCCCAGCCUGUCUUCCAAAACCAUAUAUGUACACUCAGGGCUCAAACCCCUCUUCAUAGUAAAGUAAUUUCAAGUCCAUUCACCUUCGGAAUUGACAAGAAACUUUCCUCAUCGUGGAAAUCCUCGGACAUACCUAAAAGGUCGUACUUCAACUUGGGGAAUGCUAAGACCCCAAGGAGUAGACUAGUGAUCCAAGCAGUUGCUACUUUUGAAGCAAAAAGUCUCGUUCAUAAUGAGAAUGGACACAUGCGUGUCAAUAGUUCAGAGCUGGAUAAGGAUUCGAGUCCCUUUAAGCCAGAGUCUUCCAGUGAUGGGUCCUCAGAAAUGGAUGAUAAAGAGAAGUUAAGGCGAAUGAGAAUUUCUAAAGCAAAUAAAGGAAACACACCGUGGAAUAAAGGCAGAAAGCACAGUCCCGAAACCCUUCGGCUGAUCAGAGAAAGAACAAGGCUUGCGAUGCAGGAUCCUAAGGUCAAAAUGAAGUUGGUUAACCUUGGACAUGCUCAAACGAAGGAGACAAGAACAAAAAUUGGGAUUGGAGUCAGGAUGGGGUGGGAAAAACGGCGGCAGAAGCUAUCAUUGCAGGAAAGUUGCUGUUAUGAAUGGCAGAACUUAAUUGCCGAAGCCUCUAGACGAGGUUAUGACGGUGAGGAGGAAUUGCAAUGGGAUUCCUACACGAUCUUAGAUGGAAAGCUUACAGAGGAGUAUCUAGAGAGUAUUGAACAAAGGAAGACAAUGCGAAGGCCAAAAGGAAGCAAGAGAGCGCCCAAAUCUCUUGAGCAGAGAAGGAAGAUCUCACAAGCAAUCUCAGCAAAAUGGAAUGAUCCGGAGUACCGUGACCGGGUUUGCUCUGCCUUGUCAAAAUAUUACGAUGCAUCAUAUGGAGCUGAAAGGAAACCAAGAAAGAGGUCACCUAGUAAUACAGACUCCCCAAGAAGAAGCCCUACAAAGAAAAAGGAAAAGGUUUCUGCAGAAAAAGGGAUUUGGAGGAAUGAAAUUAAACCCCAGAAACUAAAGUCGAGGAGAAGUAAAGGACCCAUGUAUAAGGAUCCUCUGGCAAGUUCUAAGAUGGAGAUGAUAAAGAAUAUCAGAGCACAAAGAGCGGCUACUGAAACCAAGAAAACAGAAGCCAUAGAACGAGCCAGACUAUUGAUUGCUGAAGCUGAGAAGGCUGCCAUGGCUCUUGAGGCUUCUGCAACAAAGAGCCCUGUUGCUCGAGCUUCCCUCAUUGAAACUCGACAGCUUAUAGCUGAGGCAAUUCGGUCAAUUGAAUCUAUAGACACAAUGCAGAGCUCUUCACAUGAGAAUGAAGAGCCUUCUGGUGCAUCAAAUGAAGUGACUAGCCAGAGUGAGAAGGAAAACUGGUUUUGGGGUCCGACUGAAGCAGAUGAUGGAAAGGUAAAUGGCACUCCAACCUUUCCAUCCCAUGAGAAUGAAAAGCCUUCAGUCCUACCAGAUGAAGUGAUUAGCGAAGUUGAGAAGGAAACUGAGAUUUGGGGUUUGACUGAAGCAGAUAAUGGAAAGGUAAAUGGCACCCAGACCUUCUCCAUCAGUGAGAACAAAGACUCUUUAUUCGUAUCUGAUGAAGUGCUUGGCCAGAUAGAGAAGGAAACAUAUACAGGGUUUGGUAGUAUGACUGAAGCAUACAAUGGAAAAGUAAAUGGCAUCCCAUCCUUAUCGUCGAUUAAAGAUGAGGACCUUGGCUUUGACGAGUUCACCUUGCAGGAUUUGCUCAGUGAUGAAGAAGAGCUUUCCCUAAUGAGGUCCGACGCUGAUGCUUUGCCUCGGUUUAGUUUGAAGCAAUCUGAUUCAAGCAUUCAGUCAGAUGGAAGAGAAUCAAAUGAGAAGCAUGAAUGCAACAAGAAUCUUCAAUUCAAUGAGACCAAAGUUGAAUCCCAAGAAGAUGAAGCACCUUCAAUACCAGCUACUGUAACCAAAAAGUGGGUCCGAGGGAGACUAGUUGAAGUAGCAGAAGACGCUUAGGUACAGCAAAUUCAUGAAACAGUAAUGGUACUUUUCUCCUGAACAUUUUGAGUCCAUAAGGCCUGUCCCGAUCGCAUCUGCUACUAGCAAACAGCAGAGGAGUCUUUAUUCACACCGUAAGGUUGCCAACUGCUGUAUACACAUUGAGCUAAUACUUAUUUGUCGACCAUGAUUGUUUUCAUAUGAUACUGUAGUA
Molecule: messenger RNA, 2374 nt
Organism: Fragaria vesca subsp. vesca
Lineage: Eukaryota; Viridiplantae; Streptophyta; Magnoliopsida; Rosales; Rosaceae
Exons: 7
Coding region: 175-2178 (667 amino acids)
Molecular function (GO): DNA binding
Source: RefSeq, a predicted model, not a curated record